CACUCAAGCAAAUCCUCCCUCCAGAGUCCAGACCCAUCAUGGAUUUCUCUUCAAAUUUUGUAGCAAUUCUAGGAGUCCUAGCUCUAGUCCUUCUUUAUAAUCUACGGAGGGGAAAGAAAUAUAGCAGUAAGGAGCGCUCAUUGCCCCCACAAAUUCCUGGUGCCCUGCCAAUUAUAGGUCACCUUCAUCAACUUGGUGCCAGGAAACCGUUUGCCAGAAUCUUGGGUGAUGUAGCUGAUAAAUAUGGCCCUAUCUUCUCCAUCAAUAUGGGGAUGCACCGCACGGUGGUGAUCAGCAGUCAACAUAUAAUGAAAGAGUUCUAUACCACAAAUGACAAAUUCGUAGCUUCACGCCCACAAUCAAGCCAGUCAAAGCACCUAGCCUACAACUAUGCAGCCUUUGGUUUCUCGCCUUACGGUUCCUAUUGGCGUGAUGUGCGUAAGCUCGCCAUCGUCGAGCUCCUCUCCCCCCAAAGGCUCAAGUUGUUGAAGGAUGUUCGAACAUCUGAAGUGAGUCUUGUCAUUAAGGAUCUAUUCAGGCAAUGGAAGGAAAAUAAGAACAAUCCAGUCAAGGUUAACAUGAGCGACUUGUUUGAACAUUUGGUGCUCAAUAUGAUAACAAGAAUGGUGGCAGGAAAGCGAUACUUCAAAGGUGACAAUAAUGGGCACGAUGAAAAGGGACGUCCCAUUGGAGAAGUCAUGAGGGAAUUCAUGUAUUUUGCUGGUGCUUCUGUUCCUUCUGACUUGAUUCCUUUUCUAGGAUGGACGGAAUUCAUGUAUGGGUCUGUGAAAUCUAUGAAGAAGAUUAACAAGGAAUUGGAUUCCAUUAUAGAUGCCUGGGUUCAAGAACAUGAGUUGAGAAGGCUCAACGGUGAGGUGGAGACCAAGCAGGAUUUCAUAGAUGUUUUGCUAUCUGCAGUUCAGGAUGAUUCCCAAUUCGGCAAUUCUCGUGAAACAGUUAUCAAAGCAACAAUAAUGACUCUUAUCAUCGGUGGGUCCGAUACAACAUCUAUCACCAUGAUAUGGAUGUUGGCCAAUUUGUUGAACAACAGGCGUGAAUUGCAGCUUGCCCAAGAGGAGAUAGAUCAGAAAGUUGGAAGGGACAGACCCGUAGAAGAAUCAGACGUCGAAAACUUAGUGUACCUCAAAGCAAUCAUUAAAGAAACGCUGAGAUUAUACCCAGCAGGUCCCCUGGCAGUUCCUCGCGAGGCAAUGGAAGAUUGCACCCUGUGCGGAUACCAUAUUCCAAAGGGCACUCGUUUUUUGACAAACUUAUGGAAGUUGCAUCGCGACGCUAGUGUGUGGCCUAAUCCUGAAGAGUUCAAGCCAUAUAGAUUUCUGACAACCCAUACACACGUAGACCUUUUGGGUCAAAAUUUCGAGCUCGUGCCAUUUGGUUCAGGGAGAAGGUCCUGUCCAGGCCUCAACUUUGCUUUGCAAGUAGUACAACUGGGAAUGGCUAGGCUGCUCCAAGGAUUCAACUUCACGACACCAAACAAUGAGCCCGUGGACAUGACUGAGAGCUUAACCUUAUCCUUGUGCAAGGAAACUCCUCUGGAAGUUAUGCUCACCCCGCGUCUCGCUCCUGAGCUUUACCAGUACUAAACUAGAAGAUGAUCAUUGGAUAAUAUACAGAGUGCCGUAAUUAUUUAAAUAAAGAGAGGUAACGGUCUAACAGUUGCUUCCUUGUCUAAAAAUAAUAUGUGAACUUCCAGCUUAAUAUGUUGAUUUCAGGCCUUGCCUGUGCUGUUCGUUCUGUGAAAAUUGUGUGAGAAGAACCAUCAUCAUUAAAACUUUUUGUUUACUCCAUUAGUAAAAAAUAUCAGCAUGUUUCAUAA
Molecule: messenger RNA, 1837 nt
Organism: Hevea brasiliensis (rubber tree)
Lineage: Eukaryota; Viridiplantae; Streptophyta; Magnoliopsida; Malpighiales; Euphorbiaceae
Product: cytochrome P450 CYP82D47-like
Exons: 2
Coding region: 39-1604 (521 amino acids)
Biological process (GO): defense response to other organism
Molecular function (GO): iron ion binding; monooxygenase activity; heme binding
Source: RefSeq, a predicted model, not a curated record